Messenger RNA from Moneuplotes crassus, 1227 nucleotides. The record is from the annotation of a GenBank genome assembly. Lineage: Eukaryota; Ciliophora; Spirotrichea; Euplotida; Euplotidae.
AAAAUCAUGAAAUCUGGCAUGAAUUUUUCAAAGAGCCAAACCAACCAACUCGAUGUAAUCGAUGAAGUAGACGAGGGAUUAGUUCCAAGCACAUCAAAUCCUUGCUCCCUGGAAAGAAGACCUGAUAGCAGUUUAGGUCUCAGCAGGAUCCGUUCUGAAUACAGACAUAAAGAUACUACAAAAAUUUGUUUGAACAAAUACCGUUUAAGAUUGAAUUUUAAGAGCCCUUUUCCCAAAAACAAGCCAAUCUUGAAGCCUGAGAUGGCAAGAACUUUUUAUUGAGAGAAAAAAGACGUUCUUGAUAGUCCAGAAAAGUCUGAAGAGCUCUCGAUACACAAAAUUAACCACAAUAAGACUAUUAAUUGUAUAAAUUAUGAAUCUGAUAACAAAAUCAAAGUCAAUGUCAGAAAUUCAAAAUCUAAAAAGAAAAUUUCAAAAGAUUCAGACCACAAGGCAAGAACUCUUCAUAAAUCUGAUGUUCCUGAGUUAAGGUUUGCCAGCUCACAAGGAUUUAACGCACAGAGCUGGAAAGAACCUCGGUUUCUUGAAAACCAUACUUCAUCAUUUGCUGGUAGAGAAAAUGAAAACGACUACAAAAGUUUGAAGAAAGAAUUGAAUAGAGUAAAAAGUUCAUCGGUAACAUCUACCAGCAAAACUAUAAAGAGACGUAAUAUCGUCCUUUCUAAACCGGAAGUGAUCAAGAAAAGCUUCAAGAAAACUUUCGGAGCCUCAAAUGGAUUCCAAAUAUUAAAGAAUAUGAAGCUGAACGAAGAUCUUUCUCAUGUCAGAAAUCAUCGCCACAAAAAAUCUUUAAUCAAUAGAAGAAAAUCAGACAAUGGAAGCAAGUGCCAGAGCUUUGAAGGAUUUGAUAUCGACUCAGGACAUUAUAGAAAGAAGAGUCUUGCUAGUUUCUGUAUCCAGAGAUCGUCGAAAUCUUUGAGAAAAACACCAUCUUUAACAUUUUCCAAGGGAAAGAAGAUCGAAAUAAAUACAGCAUAUGGUACAAGUUUCAUCUAUAACAAAAACUCUGAGGAUAACUCUACUGCAGAAGAUGAGGAGGAAGCUAGAGAAACUGCCAUCUCUAAAAAUACUGAUUCUCUCAUCAAGAUUAGAACUGACUCCACUGGCUUUCCAUGUAAUAGAAAGCUUAAGAAAUAUGAUGAGCUGGCCAGAAACCUAAAAAUGUCAUAGUUGUAAUGUAGCAUAUAGCUACUUUAUUUUCUUCAU